UUGCGCCAGCGUGAUUUCGAUGUUGCCGUUUUUUCAUUUCUUCUCGUGCGUUACAUGCGUGCUGCAGACUGUGCUGGUACAGAGUGUGACUGUCGCUCUACCAUUGGGCUAUUUCAAAUAGAUUUUAAACCUCUACUUUUGCAGCAUCUGGGCCCGGCGGAAAACAUAUUAAUUACAGUCGACUGUCACUGCAUCAUUUUUCCGUGUUAGAGAUUGUGUUCUCAGUUUGGACUCAGAACUAUGGCAAAAUAUCGAGCAUGGUCUCUUCUUGCAAUCUUUUCUUUCCUGGCACUGAAAGCCCUGUCCCAGGAUUUGUCUCUGUUAGAUGCCCUUGAUGAUUCCCAGCCAACCCCACCACCAACUCCCCAGCCCAAUCCUGACCCGGCAGGCGAUGAUGACGAUGAUUUUGAUUUAAGCAAAGCAUUAGGUCCAGCUGAGAAUCCCACAACCAAGGCUCCGGUCCCGGUUCCCACCACCAAAGAGUCAGUCAAGCCCAAACCCCAGCCAGAUCUCCACGAGAAAGAUUUCUUUGCACCCACGGUCCGGCCGGGCCUACUGCCCCGCACCACAACCAGAGCGCCCAGACCCACGCGCCGGCCCUCUAGGCCCCAACCUGGUGGGGAUGAACUUGACCUGUCUGACGCUCUGGACACAAACAACGAUAUUGGAGGGAAGGACAAGAACGGCAAAGGAGACGGGCAGUUCUCAGACUCUGACCUCGCUGGCGUGGCAGACGAUGACGCCUACAAUCCUGACAAAGGAAAAGGAGGCCGAGGGGGAGGAUCAGACUCAGACGAUGGUGGCUCUGCAGACAUGACUGAGACUGGCACCAUCGCUGGCAUCGUCAGCGCCGUCGCCAUGGCACUGGUGGGCGCGGUCAGCAGCUACAUCACCUACCAGAAGAAGAAGCUCUGCUUCAGCAUACAGCAGGGUCUGAACGCGGAGGCGGAGAAGGGCGAGAACCCAGAAGCCGUUGUUUCCCAGGAACCCCAAGCCCAGCAGACUCUUCUCCAGCCCGCAAAUGCGGAACCUCCCAACAACGAAAACACACUGUAAACCCCCACUCCUGCCCCCCCACCCCCCUGCACCUCUCCUUUCACCCCACCCUCACCCUGCCCCCACCCCUGGUGAAGAGGGCAGGAUACCCCUGCAUCGUCCCACAGGGCAGACACCCCACCCUCACCCCCCUCCACUACACAGCGCCCCCUGCCCCUCUCCACCGAAGAUCCAGCCAGCCCCCGUCCCCUCACGAACUGUGCACAUCAGCAGAUUUAUUUGACUGUUCAACACCAAUCAUACUCCUGUUUACACUGUACUGAAAGAAACCGCCUGACUGAAGUCUCUCACGUGCACCGCUUUGGACCGGGGAGUCAUGUCUCCUUCCUGUGGACGCUCUGGGAUGUGUCCAAUCCCUUUCUUCCCUCCCCCCAUGUUUUUUCCCCUCCUUUUUUUUAGGAGAUAAUCAAGACGGGGUCUUUAGAGCCUUGUCAAUCAAUCGCAGCACCCAGCGGAUUGACACUCAAGAGGGCGGGGCCUAGGACUCCACUUCCAUGGGCGGACACGGAGAAGGUGGAAGCCUUUGCCCUGUGGCUGUUGAUGAAAUGAGAGUUCUGAGGUCCACUUCCAGCUCUCUCUAAAUUGCUGCUCAUCCAUGCUUUGAUAAAUGUAUUACCCCUUUGUAAGUCUAGCCCCAAGAAUAUCAGGCCUUUUUAUCUGGCUAAGCAUAGGAUAGCUCAGGGGUCCUUGGAUAGUUAGGCCAGAUGUUCUUUUUUGUAACUUUUAUUAGGCCACAUAAGCUAUUUGAUUUGAUAUUAUGUUCUUUUGUAAGGAUGUUUUUGUGUUCUUGAAAGGCAUUGUACUCUAAUAGCUAGGUUUGUGUGCCUAGCCUUUGUGGUAUUGACGUUUGGAAACUAAAAAAGACUAAUUUAAAAGACAUACAACUAAAGCUGUUUAGCCACUAACUGGAGAGAAGAUUAUACUGUGUGUCUUAAAAUGUGAUUGUAACGGGAAACGUAUAUCUUCUCGGUCUGUACAUUAUUGUUGUUGGAAUACCAGUUUUAGAAUUCCAGUGUUGAGAAGGAAAGUCAGUUGAAUGUGUAGCUGAAGUGUUAGAUAACAAUGUAGCGGAGACAUGAAGUAUCUGUUGACAUACUUAAGUAGUUCUGUGUUAGCUUAGAUUUGUUUUUUAUAUUCUUGAAUGGUAACCUCUCAUGCAACCAGGCUAAUAAUAUGAGAUUGUAAGUUGCUUUAUUGUGAGUGGGUUGUUUAAUGUAUUUGCGAUCGAUGCUUGUACAUUGCCGCUUUAGAAAGUUUGUGUUUUUACAUGACUAGCUUCGUGAACAUGUUCUUAUACUCUCUUUUUCUAUGUAUGUAUGCAGCUGUGUCGUUCCCCUCUUUAUAGCUGAAUAUGGGCAUUUGUGAUAUCGAGUCGGUCCUAGCCAUUUCACUUAUAAGUAGUUGCAGUGUUGAUGGUAUUUUUUCGAAGUGUUUUCUUCGAGAUAAUAAUUAUACAUUCGAAUUUUAUUUCGCUUGUCGUAGCCUUUGAUUUGUGGCCGAACCGCGAUCCCUUUUGAAGACGUCUCAGCGCAUUGCUUCCUACGCGACUCCUGGCAGCCACAGUUACUGCAGUUACUACACUACCGCUGUCGUGCCUCCUUUUCAGCGUAACGUUUCUGUCAUGCUGGCUAUGGCACGAAAUCACCACGGGGGGAGGGAAGCCGGUCGAAGACGCAUUCACCAAAUUUUUUACCGAAUGUAGGCCUACUCGUUUUCACGCACCAUUGUCCCGCAGUCACAGGAAGGAUUUGAAGCUGCUUGUAACGAAGCAUUUAACACCAAAGAUGUUGCAGCGAGGGAUCGUUUUUGCAUCUUCUUGUGCGUUGCUUUGUGUCCGUGAAAUGUUUUACUGGUACUAGAUCUAACUGAGAUGUAGCUUCGAAACUACCGAGAGACAGUUGUAAUGUGAAGUUGUUUUGGCAUUGCCAAAAAGUCAUUUUACCCUUAAAGUACAGCUUUAAGUGCACGUUUACAACAAUCGAAUUCAGUGUUUUCAUUUAAGACCAGUGGUUCCCAAACUCAUGAACUAGUACACAAAAACUGUAAGGGUGGGUCUUUAUAACAAUGCAUGCUUUCAUAGUUACAUCAAUUAAUAACUAUUAAUUAUUUUUUUUCGAAACCUGUUCUUACAGUGUGCUGAUCACUGUUUUAAACUACAUUUUUUUAUUAUUAUACACAUAUACUAUGUGUAGGCUAUAGUAACUGGAAAUUAUACACAUAUAUUAUCUGUAUAAUAAUAGAAAAAUAAAAAAGUAAGAUAUUAAGUGCAAGAAAGCAGUUUGCAUCCAGUUGGCAUGCAGUUAUUGAAUCAAGCUGAUUAUAUUACACUAUUAGGGGCAGAAGGAGUGGCAUUAGUCUAUAUGGUAAAAGGUUUACUUAGUACUUGGUAAAAGAUUUGGGAAUCACUGGCUUAAACCAUAUCUCUUUACAUCCGUUCUAUACAUAUAACCUCAGUUUAGUUGUUUGAGCCGUUAACGGGAGGAGGUCCUUUGAAACGUUUCACGCUCACCUGCCUGCAGGUGUCUCCAGCGCGUCUGCAUCUUAAAACAGCCAGUCAUUUCAACCUACAGGAAAUGGCAUGUCGGAUUAGUAGAACUGGCAUUUUUGAUGUGGGAUGGAUGAUUUUAUCUGUGGCUUAGUGUCUAAAUGGAUGGUCAUGAAUCCACUGGCUACACAGACCCGCACAUGGACAUUGUAUGGAUAUAACUCGUAACAGAGGAAGGGUUGUGUGGAGGAGGGGGGGGGCUGUAGGUGUGUGUGUAAAGAGUAAAGGUGUUCCAUGUUUGUGUACUAAUAGCGAUUGGAUGCAGAGGGAACAGUGUUGUGUAGGCUCUGAACCGUUCUGUCCUCCCUCAGUUGCGGUAAGGUCGGCUGAGGUCGUCUGUGAGUGCGUGCGUUGUGGACAAGUCUGAAGUUGCGCUCGAUGGUUGGCGUGUACUGAGCUCCGUUUUUUUUAAUGAGGACCAAAUGGAAGCUGGCCUGCCGGCCGUUUUGUCGGCCGUCGUGAGCCUGUAUGACCGAGGGUUUUCCUGUGUAGAGUAGUAAGAUGCGUUGGAUGGGGAAAAUACCGUUGGAGAUUUUCUCUCACUGUUUGGGUUGCUGUUGAAGCUGAUGUGUAACCGAGUUGCAGUUUGGACCUGAAGGAAGGAGUUCCUUCCCCUGAAGGAGGCAGGUCCCUAAUCCCGGACCUGAGCUAAUGCUGAAGUAGCCUAAUCUUGUAACCUCACCGCCAUCACCUCAAGUCACCGUUCCUGGAUCUGUACUUUUGCUUAAGUAACCUCGUCAACUUCACCGCAAUCACUAUGAACCCUUAGAUCAAUACGAGGCUCUCGCUUCGCUGCUUGAAGGAUUCCUCCUGUUGCCUUUAUGAAAAAAAAUUGAAAAACCCUCACAGCUUCACCUGUCAGUGCCUGAUAACCCAAGUGUGGACUUCCUCACGAGAACAAAACACGAUCCUCAGAGGCAAACCUCUCCGAAUCUUGGACGAUUUUUAACAUCAGGGAACGAUGGGUGGUGUUUGAGAGGGGCUGUUAGUGGUCGGCACUAACAGAAGGCUUGCUGUUCCUGAUGGUCUGAAUGUCUGUUAUCAAUCCUGGUACUGUAACUCACUGGUGUUAUAUUUGAGGAGAGCAGUGAAUACAAUUAAACCCAAUAAAAUGAUAAAAAAAAAUG
Molecule: messenger RNA, 4728 nt
Organism: Megalops cyprinoides (Indo-Pacific tarpon)
Lineage: Eukaryota; Metazoa; Chordata; Actinopteri; Elopiformes; Megalopidae
Gene: cd99l2
Product: CD99 molecule-like 2
Exons: 11
Coding region: 241-1056 (271 amino acids)
Biological process (GO): positive regulation of neutrophil extravasation; T cell extravasation; homotypic cell-cell adhesion
Source: RefSeq, a predicted model, not a curated record